GACGCCGGGUAUUUUAUUAGAACUGCGUCAUCUGCAGCUUCUCCAAAAACGCUCGCGCGACAUAACCACCAUCGGUACAACAACAGGCGGUGGUAGUAGUUGUAGUAACCAGUACGGCGCGUUUUAGCUCAGGUUGUGUCGGUCAAAUGAGAUUAUUGGUAAGGUAAACUGGAUUCUGACGUAAAAGGAUUAAUCCCGUCAGAGGAGCAUCGCAUGUGCUGCUCGCGCUCGCUCACAGUCAUCAGCAGCAGUCGGUGAUAGAGAACAGCAGCGCGUGCCGCCUCCAGUCAACAAACCCUCCUCUUCUCCUGUGUCUCUCUCUAGACCUGAGCAUGACUUCUCAGAUAUUUUUCUGCGACUGAACAGGACGGACGACCGCCAGGAUCAUGGCUUCGUAUCUGCAGAUUGCAGAUGAUGAGAAGGGCUACGAUCUGGACUUGUUCUGCGUCCCUAGACAUUAUGAAAACGAUUUGGACAAGGUGAUCAUCCCCCAUGGACUCAUCAUGGACAGGACAGAGCGUCUUGCCCGGGACAUAAUCCAAGACAUGGGGGGACACCACAUCGUAGCUCUUUGUGUUCUUAAAGGAGGCUACAAGUUCUUCGCAGACCUCCUGGACUACAUCAAAGCACUUAACCAGAACAGCGAUAAAUCUGUACCCCUGACAGUGGAUUUCAUUAGGGUGAAGAGCUACUGUAAUGACAAGUCGACCAACAACGUCAAAGUCAUAGGAGGAGAUGAGCUGUCCAAUCUCUCAGGCAAGAAUGUUCUGAUUGUUGAGGAUAUUGUAGAGACGGGAAGGACAAUGCAGACGCUGCUUUCCUUGCUGAGUGAAUGUAAUCCCAAGAUGGUUAAAGUUGUGAGCCUUCUGGUGAAGAGGACCCCGAGGAGUUCAGGCUACAGACCAGACUACAUUGGUUUUGAGGUACCAGAUGCCUUUCUGGUGGGUUAUGCGUUGGACUACAAUGAAUACUUCAGAGAUCUCAGUCACAUCUGCAUACUUAAUGAUCAAGCAAAGGAGAAGUACAAGGUGUGAGCAGAUGUUCUGCUACAAAGAUGGUGGCUGAAUCAAAGAAGACUUGUACCACUGUGAUGACCCUCCUUAGCUUUGCUGUGUUUUGAAUCUUAUUUAUUUUUCUACAUAUAAAUCCACAAAAUGUGACUUGUGGGUUGUAAAUAUCUGGAAAAAGAAUACUUAAUUUCCCUUUCUGAUAGUGUGGGAUCAAUCAUAUAUUAUAUAUAAAUAUAUUUUAUUUUUAAGAUUUACUUUAUUUAUUCACUUAUUUAUUUGUAUUUACUGUGCAUCUGAAAAUUGAAGUUUGAUCCUGGAGAUAGAAAUGAAGAAUAUAUGAUUUUUUUGCCUUUUGUCUGGCUCAUCACAUCCUGCUCAUCAGGCUAGUGUCUGCUUUAUGUUUAGUGAGCUAUUAGUCAUAGUUAGGCCUCCAGAGUUUAAACAUGUGUAUGACUUAAAAUGUGGGGAAGUCUUCUCAUUAUGCCAUAAAAAGACUAACAUGGAAUGUACUGUAAUGUAAUGUUUUAUUUAUUAUCCGAUGUUUUCAUCGAAGACCUGUUUACAGCAAUACAAUUCCUA
Cheilinus undulatus (humphead wrasse) is the source of this 1589-nucleotide messenger RNA. It is a transcript of the gene hprt1l, whose product is annotated as hypoxanthine phosphoribosyltransferase 1, like. Gene Ontology annotation, molecular function: hypoxanthine phosphoribosyltransferase activity; magnesium ion binding. The record is from RefSeq and is a predicted model, not a curated record. NCBI's taxonomy places the organism in Eukaryota, Metazoa, Chordata, Actinopteri, Labriformes, Labridae. The transcript has 9 exons. The coding region runs from base 387 to 1034 and encodes 215 amino acids. Gene Ontology annotation, biological process: hypoxanthine metabolic process; guanine salvage; GMP salvage.